AAAGGCUCUUCUCACAGCAUAAAGUUGCAGAGGGUGGUAAAGUGAGAGAGAAAAGAAAAGAAAAAAAAAAAGAGAAAUGGAGAAUUUUCCCGUUGUUGACAUGAAGAACCUUAACACUGAAGAGAGAGGAGCAACCAUGGAGAAAAUAAAAGAUGCGUGCGAGAACUGGGGUUUCUUCGAGGUGGUGAAUCAUGGAAUAUCGAUAGAGUUGAUGGACAGAGUGGAGAGGCUGACGAAAGAGCACUACAAAAGGUGUAUGGAGGAAAGGUUCAAGGAAAUGGUGGCAAGCAAAGGAUUGGAGUGUGCUGAGUCUGAAAUCAAUGACUUGGACUGGGAAAGCACCUUCUUUUUGCGCCAUCUUCCUGUCUCUAACAUUUCAGACAUUCCUGAUCUCGCCCAAGAUCACAGGAAGGUCAUGAAGGAUUUUGCUGUGGAACUGGAGAAACUGGCCGAGCUAGUUCUGGAGUUGGUGUGUGAGAAUCUUGGGCUGGAGAAAGGGUAUCUGAAGAAGGUGUUUUAUGGGUCAAAGGGUCCUAACUUUGGCACCAAAGUCAGCAACUACCCUCCUUGUCCGAAGCCAGAGCUGAUAAAGGGUCUGAGAGCUCACACAGAUGCUGGUGGCAUCAUUCUACUGUUCCAAGAUCACAAGGUCAGUGGAUUGCAGCUCUUGAAAGAUGGCCACUGGAUUGAUGUUCCCCCAAUGCGCCACUCCAUUGUCAUCAACCUUGGCGACCAACUUGAGGUUAUUACGAAUGGAAAAUACAAGAGUGUGAUGCACCGUGUGAUUACACAAACUGAUGGGAACAGAAUGUCCAUAGCGUCGUUUUACAAUCCAGGGAAUGAUGCAGUGAUAGCUCCGGCGGAAGCGUUGGUGAAGGAAGACGAGAGUAGCAAAGUUUAUCCUAAGUUUGUUUUUGAUGAUUACAUGAAGCUCUACGCUGGCCUUAAAUUCCAGGCCAAAGAGCCCAGAUUUGAAGCUAUGAAGGCCGUCGACUCAUCCAACGUUAAUUUUGGCCCAAUAGCAACUGUCUAAGCCCAAAUUCUUCUUCAGCCAUUAUAUUAUAUUAUAUUAGAAAAUAACAAUAAUAAUUAUAAUAAUAAUAUAUGACUACUGGUAUGUUUCUUUGCUAUAGGUGCCUCGUUAUGCAUGUGUAGCAUAAACCAAAUUUAUGGUUUAAAAAUAAAAUAUUUAUUUAUGUAAUGUGAGUGAUGGUUAAGUUGGUUUCGUGUAUUGAUUCACUUAUUUUAUUAGAAAGUAAACCCUUCUUUCUU
This is a messenger RNA of Vigna angularis (adzuki bean), 1272 nucleotides long. Its product is annotated as 1-aminocyclopropane-1-carboxylate oxidase. NCBI's taxonomy places the organism in Eukaryota, Viridiplantae, Streptophyta, Magnoliopsida, Fabales, Fabaceae. The coding region runs from base 77 to 1033 and encodes 318 amino acids. The transcript is spliced from 3 exons. The record is from RefSeq and is a predicted model, not a curated record.